Molecule: messenger RNA, 1354 nt
Organism: Suricata suricatta (meerkat)
Lineage: Eukaryota; Metazoa; Chordata; Mammalia; Carnivora; Herpestidae
Gene: ARL14EP
Product: ADP ribosylation factor like GTPase 14 effector protein
Exons: 5
Coding region: 185-994 (269 amino acids)
Cellular component (GO): intracellular membrane-bounded organelle
Source: RefSeq, a predicted model, not a curated record
CGUCCUCUCAGUGGUAAAACGCGGAAGAGAGAAAGAACUGGCCGCCAAGUCAGCCCUACGUGAAAGCGGGUGAAGCCCAACCUCGGCCGGGGAGAGAUCGAGCUAAGGGCAAGCAACACGUGAUCUACUAGAAAGAGAUCUGUAGACAAAAUCUCACAAGGGAAGUUUGCUAGAAUCAAGAGUGAUGGACCCAUGUUCAGUUGGAGUCCAGCUCCGUACCACAAAUGAAUGCCAUAAAACCUACUAUACUCGUCACACGGGUUUCAAGACUUUGCAAGAACUGUCAUCAAAUGAUAUGCUUUUACUUCAACUUAGAACUGGAAUGACACUUUCUGGGAACAAUACCAUUUGCUUCCAUCAUGCGAAAAUUUACAUUGACAGAUUUGAGGAUUUGCAGAAGUCCUGUUGUGACCCAUUUAACAUACACAAAAAACUAGCCAAAAAAAAUUUGCAUGUAAUUGACUUAGAUGACGCCACUUUUCUGAGUGCAAAAUUUGGAAGACAGCUUGUACCUGGUUGGAAACUUUGUCCAAAAUGUACACAGAUAAUCAAUGGAAGCGUGGAUGUUGAUUCCGAAGAUCGGCAGAGAAGAAAACCUGAUUCAGAUGGAAGAACUGCUAAAGCUUUGAGGUCAUUGCAAUUUGCAAACCCAGGAAAGCAAACUGAAUUUGCUCCAGAAACUGGCAAAAGAGAAAAAAGAAGGCUCACAAAAAAUGCAACUGCUGGUUCUGACAGACAGGUGAUACCAGCUAAAAGUAAGGUCUACGAUAGCCAGGGCCUGCUGAUUUUCAGUGGAAUGGACCUCUGUGACUGCCUCGACGAAGACUGUUUAGGAUGUUUCUACGCUUGUCCUGCCUGCGGGUCCACCAAGUGCGGAGCUGAAUGCCGCUGUGACCGCAAGUGGCUGUAUGAGCAAAUCGAAAUCGAAGGAGGAGAGAUCAUUCAUAACAAACAUGCUGGGUUUUUGGAGGUCACAGAACAUUUUCCCCAUUGAUUAUUAAGGUUGCGUUGAAUGGCCAUUUUUAUGGUCCAGCACUACUGUGCAAGCCAGGGACUGUAACUGAGAACAGCGCCUACUUCAGGAAAAAUUAAUUUGGAUAAAACUAGGUGGUUGAAUCUUAAAACUAUUUUGGAAAUAAUCUACAUAUCUAAGUGCUAAAAUUCUUCUCACAACUUACCUUAAAGAAAAAGUUUUAAAUCUUUCAUUGUUUAGACCAUACAUGCUUGGUGAAACUUUGUUCUUGGGGGCAAAAAUCUUAUGUAUAAAGCAUGGAUAUUCAGGGCGCCUGAGUGGCUCAGUCGGUAGAGCGUCCGGCUUCGGCUCAGGUCAUGAUCUCAUGGUUCAUGGGCUCGA